UUUGAUUCAGUGAACACUGAUGUCCAAGGGAAGAUUCCCAUUGACUCUAGUGAGUUCAAAGCCACCGAUGCUUAAAAAAAGUCCCAUUUGAAACAAAAAAUUACAAACCUGUACUUAGCUUUAAAUGAUUUGAUUUAAUCCUACAUUCCAACUGAUGUAAUUGCUAAAGUAAUACAGAUAGCACAAGAGUGAAACAGAGCUUUGUUGCACAACUGAAACAUGUUCAAGUAUGACAAGAUAGAGUUCUGACCAACCUCCAUGUAAUUGGGAUUAAGGUCAUAGAUUAAAUGUUAAUUUCUGAUUGGUUGUGCCAAUGCUCUGCCCUUCUUGACAGGGCAGAUUAAACUGACUAGCAAUACAUCCAUUCAUUGCAGCAAUUCCUGCCCUUCAGAAUCACACAGGCUGGACUGUCUUCUGCUGUUGCUCCCAAGCUCGCACCUACAAGCAAAACAGCUCCCAACAGCAGCCUCAUCCACCUGCCCCCUCCAGCCCACAUGCCGAGAACCCUGCAAGAUGGGGCUUCCCACCUCUGUAUGGCUCUGCUCUAGCUCCCAGCAAAAGUCCAGCCAAGGUUGGGCAGCUAUUGAGAAGCUUCCCUAAAUGCGCAAUGAAGAAAUAAAGAACAUGGCAUAAACAACACACCUCUUUUACCCUUAUGGAAUAUUGCUGACUGUGUACUCUGAGGAAAUGUAUUAUUUUACUGAAGACUUUGACUGACUACCAUGGCUGUGAGCACCUAUGAAGCAUUUAUUUGCAGUUUGAUCAGAAACAGCUACUGAGCUAUUCACUAACUGAAAUGGAAAUCUUAAAGCAAGCCCAAAGCUUUGGUAGCUUUAUUGCCUCUAACAGAGCAUCCUGGCUGGUAUUCAUCAUUAUUCAAGUUACUUGCUGUUCAUCGUUGCAUAUAAGAGCCCAGCCUCUCAUCCCCAAUUCACCUUUCCUCUCUAUCUGGAAUGCUCCUACAGAGCUUUGCACUGAGAAGACUAAAGUGCAGCUGGAUAUGAGACUCUUCCACUUGGUAGGAAGCACACUGAAGACAUCCACAGAGCAGAAUAUUACUAUAUUCUAUGCAGACAGGCUUGGUAAUUAUCCUUACAUAGAUGAGAACACACAUAAGACAUUUAAUGGUGGGAUCCCCCAACUCUGUUUCUUGGAACACCAUUUAAAGAAAGCCAGGGAUGACAUUAAUUUUUAUAUGCCUUCAGAUGAACAGGUUGGCUUGGCUGUCAUCGACUGGGAAAACUGGAGGCCACUAUGGAUACGGAACUGGGGAGCAAAAGACAUUUACAGGCAGGAGUCUGUCGAGUUUGUUCAGCAGAACGAUAUAAGCCUAUCAGAAACCCAAGUCAGGACUCUAGCCAAAAUGGAAUUUGAAGCUGCAGCAAAAUCAUUUAUGUUGCACUCUUUAAAACUGGGAAUAUCAAUGAAGCCAAACAAUUUGUGGGGCUAUUACCUUUAUCCUGACUGCUAUAACUAUGAUUACAACCAAAAUCCCCAUAAUUAUACAGGAAGCUGUUUAGAUAUUGAAAUAGCAAGGAAUAACGAGCUUAAUUGGUUGUGGGAGGAAAGCACAGCACUUUACCCAUCUGUCUAUCUCGAAACAGCCUUGAGAUCUUCCAAAAACGCACCACUCUUUGUUCGUAAUAGAGUUCAAGAAGCCAUUAGAGUGUCUAAUGUCUCCAAUUCCACCUGUCCACUUCCCAUUUUUGUAUAUACACGUCCAGUAUUUACGGAUUUCAAUCAGGAAUAUCUCUCUCAGGAUGACCUUGUAAAUACCAUUGGCGAAUCUGCUGCAUUAGGUGUCUCUGGAAUUGUAAUCUGGGGAGACCUGCAUUUAGCACUGAGUGUGAACACUUGCAGAACUUUAGGCAGCUACCUUGGGCAUACUCUGAAUCCUUAUAUCAUCAAUGUAACCAUGGCAGCUAAAAUCUGUAGUCAAGCAUUAUGCCAAGACUCUGGUGCAUGUGCACGAAAAAACUGGAACUCCAGUGACUAUCUUCAUCUGAAUCCAGAGAAUUUUAUUAUUCAGAUGUCAAAAGAUGGAAAAUAUGCUGUACAAGGGCAGCCAUCAUUUCAGGAUCUGCAGCAAUUUAUAGAAAAAUUUUAUUGCCGCUGUUAUGCAGGCUACAGUUGCAAAUCUAGAGCUGAUGUAAACGACAUCCACUACAUCAAUGCCUGCAUUUCAGAAGAUAUUUGUGUUCAAGUGUCCUUAAAUUCACUUUCUAAUAUGGAUGCCUCUGGGGCCAGGGCCUCUUCCAACAUGAGUGUAUUUUCAUUAACUCCAGAGAAAAACAUGACAUUACCUGCACUUAAUGCAACAGAAGGUUUUCAGCAAACCAUUAGGAAUAACAAAUUCACUGUAUCUAGUGCAGAACAUACCAGUGCCACAACUAACAGUAAAGUUGAUUUAAAGAUAACUGAUACUCACAGCUUCAGUGAUUCAUCUGCUGAGGAGAUGAAGAUACUGAAUAUGGCUUGUUUAAUUCUAAUUUUGAGAAACCUAAUUUAAAUGACCCAACUGAAGAAAGAAUGUCAUUUUCAUUCUCUUUCUUCCUUCAAGGCUGUGUUCAGAAUUCCAGAGUUUUUAUUCCCACAAAAGGGCAGUACUUGAAAGGUGAUGAGUAGCUGUGAUUUCUGUGGAUUUAUCUGGAUCAUUACCAUGUUCUGUCCCUCAAACUUUAUAUUUGCUUUUCAGUUUAGUUCUAUAAACUACUAUUUGUACCAGAGAAAUCCUGGUCGCACCUUUUGUAGCAGGAUAAUCCAAAAUUUUUAUAUUUGAGAAACAAACCUUUUAUAUGGUUUGAGGGAGCUAUUUGUAAUAGAAGAUUUUGUAUGUGAAAACAAGUGUGUGAAAUUCACUUCAAACUGAAUUUACAUGGUUCUUGAGUAGGAGGUGGGUUUAGGGCUGGUCCUCCUCAUGGGGUGAAAUUAGUAUGAAUAUAAUACAAAUUCUUAAAAAUACUGGAUUAAUUUUAGAUCUGAGGAAAUAAUUUGCAGCCUCUUUCUGGUUUUGGAACAUCUGUAAUGACUUUGCAAUAUCAGCUACUAGAAGAUUUACGUGGCAUUGCUCAGGUUUUUAACUCAAUUUUUGUUUUUUGGAAAAUAAAAUGUAAAAUGAGGCUGGGGAUGAGGGCUUCAGUAUGCACACUGUCCUGGGAAGAGAGUACAACCCCAGCCCUCUCUCAUAGGAUCAGCUUGGCGCCAGGUGAGAAGUGCUUCUCCAUGGCCGCUGCAGCUUCAGCAAGUAUAGGUUGGGGAGAGGGCCAUGUCCUCUGGCUGGGACAGGCCCAGGUUUGUCUGCCCCGGAUGCUUCCCAGGCAGUGUGAGGAAUGCAGCAAACUACUGGUCCAUUCCCCAUCUGUAGUCCCUUGUUGCCCUCCUGUGAUCAUUAUACUGUAUAAUUGUCCUCGCUUUCCAUUCCAUAUCCUCUGCUACCCCCAUGUGGUCAUUAUAUAGCAGAGCCCUUCCUUUCCAUUGUAUGAGAAACAAAUCCCAUUCCAGGCACAUCCUAUUUUACAGGCACCACCAAAUUCUUACCUUUCUUUAAGUUAUGAUAAGAGGAAGCAGCACACCAAAUUUGGUGGUUCUAGCUCUUACCAUUUAGGAGCAGUUCUUGAACAAACAGACACACUCACAAACAAACUCUUCAAAUAUAUAGUAGAUUUAAAUAUAUUCAAAGACUUUUUUAAAAAGUUAAUGCUCAUCACCGUAGUAGCUGAGUACUUCAAAAACAUACAUGGAUUUUCACAAUAGGUCAGAUGCUAUGACCCCUAUUUUACAUAGGGAGAGCUGAGGGCUAGAGAUUAAGGUCAAAUUUAUCCACUUUGUUUCAGAUUUGAUGCAAGACCUGAAUUUUCAGAAUCCUUAGCAUUAUAUAGCAUAUUAUACAUUCAAAGCCCAGCUUCCAUUGACUUCAGUUGCAGCUAGUUGUGUUAACCAUACCAGCAAAUGACAACUUCAGGGCUUAAUUGCAUUCCAUGUUCACAGCCCCAUGUUGAGGCGACAUGGAGCUAUAUGCAUAAUAUGGAUUUGUCAAGAACAAUCAUUCCAAGCCAAACUAAUUUCUUUCUUUUAUAGGUUUACUGGCCAAGUGGAUAGAGGAGAAGUAGAUAUGAUUUAUCUUGAUGUUUAGUAUGAUUUUUGAUACAGUCCCUCACAGGCAAAUAAAGUAGAUGAACAACUAAUUGAAAAACCAUACCUCAAUGAGUAGUUGUCUCUGGUUCCCUGUCAAACUGGGAUGGUGUCUCUCAUAGGAUCAGCAGGAUUUUGUUUGGUCCAGUAUGGCUUAACACUUUCAUUUGUGACUUUGAGAAUGGAGUGGAAAUUAUGCUUAUGAAAUACAUGGAUGAAACCAAGAUACAGGAGAUUGCACACAUUUUGGAGGACAGGAUUAGAAAUAAAAAUUACCUUGAUAAACUGGAAAAUUGGUCUGAAACCAACAAGAUGAAAUUCAAUAAAAACAAGUACAGAAUACUAUACUUAAAAGGAAAAAUCAAAUGCACAACUACAAAAUGUUGAGAACUGGCUUAGGCAAUAGAACUGCAGAAAAGGAUCUUGUGAUCGUAACAAUCACAAAUUCAACAUGAGCCAACAGUUGCAAAAAGCUAACAUUCUGAGGGCAUUAACAGGAGUAUUGUAUGUAAGAUGCAGGAAAUAAUUAUUCUUUUUGGGCCCAAGGUGACCUCAGCUGGUGUGUUAUGUCUAGUUUUGGGCACUGCAAUUUAGGAAAGUUGUUUACAACUAGGAGAAAAUCAAAAGGACUGCAACAAAAUGGAAAAAAAAAAGCUUAGAAAGGUAAAAAAGUUGGGUUAUUUUUAGUUUUGAGAAAAGAAAGACUGAGGGACCUGGUAACUGUCUAAUAUGUUGCAGGCUGUUACAAAGAGGAUGAUGAUCAAUUGUUCUUCUUGUCCACUUGAAAGUAGGACAAGUAGUAACUGGCUUAAUCUUCAGAAAGAGAAAUUUAGGUCAGAUAUUAGGAAAAAACUCUCUCACAUUAUCUUCUGGGAAUUGACAUAUUUAUGUUCUUACCUCAAUAGGGCAAAAGAUAUGAGGCAGCAGCAUUGCUGGAGAUGGAACACAGCAUGGGCAAUGUUUUCAAAGGAGUGUCAGUCUAGAAAAUAUCCGUGCACAUGCAACAUUGUACAUGCACUCAUCACUUGUUUGUGUAUAAAAAUAGGAUGUUCAUGCACAAAGACCAGAGAGGACAAAAAUUGCUCAAACAGAUAAAUGCAUAAACAAAUUUGCAGGUGCACAGAAACACCAUUUUGCAAUAUGAUCUUCCACUGAAAAGCUGAUAUAAAAUGAAAGAUAUCUGUUACCCACAAGCUUUUCAUAGCGUGACGCAGAAUCAGUGAUUACCUUUUUCUUUCUUUGAAAAGGUGUAAAAAUUACAUUGGUACUGCCAGUUUCCUCAUUCACUGGAUGUUGGUGUCACACUCUGUGAAGUGAAUCAUGGCCAACAGUGCCAAAUUCAAGAGGCAGGGUACAUAUACCCAAGACUGAUUAUAUGCUCUAUAAUUAGAUUUUACCAUCCCAGUAACAAAGAUGAGUUCCCAGAGUACUACAGUUGUUUUAUAAUGGACUAACAGACAUUCCCUUUACACACUCCAGUGUAUCUUGCCACCUAGCCAAACUGGACUUAGUGAUAAAUGGUCACUUACAUUUUAAAAAAUAUUACAAGAUAGUCAGGAUGCUCCCAGUUCCAAGAGACUGAUCAUUUACUCACAUGUAUUAUACCUUAUAUCUCACACCAAAGACAACAUGGUAGCCAGUCCUGUGAUAAACUAAUGACUAAGUAGGAAAAAGACUUGUUCUUUAUAGGCUAAAGCAGGCAACAUAUACACACAAGUGAGUUCAGUCUGUGGGUUUGAAAGCUUUCAGAUCUGUCAGCGCUGAAAUGUUUUUCAGAGCUAACCAGUGUCAAGCAACCUGGGGAUCUCUAUGCUCAUGUUUAGAAAUCCUUGCCCCUCAGAAUACAGACAACAUAAAAAUGUUGCUUCAUCAGUGAUUUUUUAUCCCCUCCAUCCCAGAGUCCAAAACUGUUGGAGUGAGUUCAUGUGUAGGUCUCUCCUUCCUGGAGGGAGUUAGAAAAGCUAUCAACAGUCUCUGUCCUUUGAUUCUACACAAUAUGUCAUUUACAUUCAACAGGAUAUCUUAGGUGCUGGACAAACACUUUACCUUAACCCCUCUUUUCAUAUUUUGAGUUACACAAUUACAGAGGUUUACAAUGCAAACACUUAUAUUAUGAGCUAUAGAAGUUAUCACUGAGAUUAACACAUGCAGCAUUGUAUAAAGUCUAAAUACUAAAGCUAUUCUUAGCAACGUAACAUCUGUAUUUUAACAAUGCUAACACAAGUGAGCUGCAUUGGCUUCCAGCUAUUCAUUUGUAAUUCAUUUGUAGCACUGGCAUGAACUGGCAUCUCAAUUGGCAUUUUGGGUUUAGAUAUAAUUAAUUCAGAAGGACAGAUAACAGAGAAGCUAGUGAAAGUUUUUUUUAUUUGGAGCUUAAUACACCUGGGCUACA
Molecule: messenger RNA, 6523 nt
Organism: Pelodiscus sinensis (Chinese soft-shelled turtle)
Lineage: Eukaryota; Metazoa; Chordata; Testudines; Trionychidae
Gene: SPAM1
Product: sperm adhesion molecule 1
Biological process (GO): fusion of sperm to egg plasma membrane involved in single fertilization; carbohydrate metabolic process; hyaluronan catabolic process
Cellular component (GO): acrosomal vesicle
Molecular function (GO): hyalurononglucosaminidase activity
Source: RefSeq, a predicted model, not a curated record